Hibiscus syriacus is the source of this 1538-nucleotide messenger RNA. RefSeq lists its product as uncharacterized. Lineage: Eukaryota; Viridiplantae; Streptophyta; Magnoliopsida; Malvales; Malvaceae. The transcript has a single exon. The record is from RefSeq and is a predicted model, not a curated record. The coding region runs from base 196 to 1497 and encodes 433 amino acids.
GGACUUACCUCUUCGCUUACAUUUUGGUUCCAAAUUCCAGACCAUCUCCAUUCUUCUUCUUCCUUCUGUCUUCUGCAACUACCAUUGAUAUGUUCAUUUCUUUCCUUAAACUUCUUCAUCUACACAAGAAACGACAGCUCCUACCACCAGUGUGGGCUAGCUAUUCACUUUAGCUUCUUACAAGACCAAAAAAAAAUGUUUCAAAUGACUAAAUUUCACCAUUAUUUCCAAUCCACCAAAAUUUCAGCCUUUGGCUUUGGGUUUCUCCCGUCCACUUCAUUUCUAGCUCUUUUCCUCCUUGUCCUCUUAGCUUGCAAUGGCUUCUUCGUUUUCACAAUCAACCUCCCCGCUCCCGCCAAAUCUUCACCGGAGCCCGCCAAUUUCUUGCCUGAGCAUUUCCCCGGUGACAAAACGGUGAAGAAGCUACAAUCAUCCUCGGUGUAUUAUGCAGUCAAAGAAGAAAACCCACCUUCUGUUUCAAAGAUCCAUUUGUCUCUUUUACCAAAACCAAACGUUUCAAUGGCUGCCAGGCUAAAGCAGCCUCGUUGGAGCCAUAAACAGAAAGUAAGAGCUUUACAUUUAGGUGCUAAAACCAAAGGGUUCUCCUCCAAAAUCAAGGGUUUUUUCCAGAAUUCAAAGUGUAAGUCUCGGUUCUUCAUGACUUGGAUUUCUUCAUCACAUUCAUUAGGCGACAGAGAAUUGCUUGCCAUCGAGAGCGUGUUCAAGUCACACCCCAAAGCUUGCUUAGUCAUGGUGUCGAACACUUUGGAUUCCAAACUGGGAAACGUCGUUCUAAAGCCAUUUUCGGAUAAAGGCUUCAAAUUGAUCGCUGUAACCCCUGAUUUUGAUUUCAUAUUAAAAAACACACACGCGGAAUCCUGGUUUAAUCGGUUGAAGAAAGGAAAUGUCGAUCCCGGCGAUGUUUCUUUAGGCCAAAACCUAUCGAAUUUGCUCCGACUUGCCUUGCUGUACAAGUAUGGCGGUGUUUAUAUCGACACGGAUGUUAUAAUCUUGAAGAGUUUCAAUCAUCUGCGAAAUGUCAUCGGUGCUCAAUCCAUUAACGCCGAAACGAAGAGCUGGAGUAGAUUAAACAAUGCUGUGCUCAUUUUCGAUAAACAACAUCCAUUGUUGUUCAAGUUAAUUCAAGAAUUUGCUCUCACUUUUGAUGGGAAUAAAUGGGGUCACAAUGGUCCUUACUUGGUUUCCAGGGUGGUUGCCCGAGUCAUCGGUAGGCCUGGAUUUAACUUCACCGUGAUGCCUCCCUCCACCUUCUAUCCGGUAGAUUGGAGCCGGAUUCGAACCCUGUUUCGACGGCCUAAUGAUCAGAUACAUUCUGAUUGGUUGCAUCGAAAACUCGAGGAAAUUCAGGGUCAGAGCUACGCCGUUCACCUUUGGAACAGGCAUAGUAGGGAAGUUAGAGUUCAAGAAGGAAGCAUUGUUCAUCAUAUUCUAUCACAUUGUUGCAUCUUCUGCAACUCUUCAACAUCAAGUUUGUAAGUACAUGUUACAUGAUAAGGUUCAAAAUUGUCUCAUUAGUA